Monomorium pharaonis (pharaoh ant) is the source of this 3096-nucleotide messenger RNA. It is a transcript of the gene vib, whose product is annotated as phosphatidylinositol transfer protein alpha isoform. The coding region runs from base 332 to 1147 and encodes 271 amino acids. The record is from RefSeq and is a predicted model, not a curated record. Gene Ontology annotation, biological process: phospholipid transport. Lineage: Eukaryota; Metazoa; Arthropoda; Insecta; Hymenoptera; Formicidae. Gene Ontology annotation, molecular function: phosphatidylinositol transfer activity; phosphatidylinositol binding; phosphatidylcholine intramembrane carrier activity. Gene Ontology annotation, cellular component: cytoplasm. The transcript has 6 exons.
CUACUGCUGCUCCUCCUCCUGCUGGUGGUGCGGAUCGUGGAGCGGCCGGAACGUUCUGGCCGGAGUGUGUCAGUCGGUUGGCGAGUCUUAUCCUGUCGGCGUUGCUUCGGUGUACACGUUGCGGGUGUAUGACACUGCGGCGACGGGCAGCGAAGCCGAUAGCGAGCCGAUAGCGCAAGCCAGCGUGAGUCAGAUCGGUAGCCGACGAGGAGAAGAGGGUGCGGUAUUGUCGGUCGGUGGGUCCCGCUGACCAAUCUCUCGUCGUCGUCGUCGGUGGCGGCGAGUCUGCUGAUCACGCGCUACUAGUCCAUGUGCUCUGCUGCUGACUAAAAUGCUCAUCAAGGAAUUCCGUGUCACUCUGCCUCUCACAGUGGAAGAGUAUCAAGUAGCUCAACUGUACUCUGUAGCAGAGGCUAGUAAAAAUAAUACAGGUGGCGGAGAAGGCAUUGAAGUAUUGAAGAAUGAACCGUUUACGGAUUACCCAUUGCUCGGUGGAAAGUACUCAUCAGGCCAAUAUACAUAUAAGAUUUAUCACUUAGCUAGUAAAGUGCCUGCUUUCAUUCGCAUUUUACUGCCAAAGAACUCGCUGGAGAUCCAUGAAGAGGCUUGGAACGCUUAUCCCUAUUGUAAGACAGUCAUAACUAAUCCAGGGUAUAUGAAGGAAAAUUUUAUGAUCAUGAUAGAAUCCUUUCAUAUUGGCGACAUCGGCAAUCAACAUAAUGUUCACGAAUUGCCGCCCGACAAGCUUAAGAUCAGAGAGGUAGUGCAUAUAGAUAUUUCCAAUGAUCCGGUUGCCAGUGCCGAUUACAAGGAGGACGAGGAUCCGUCUAAAUUCAAGUCCCUGAAGACGGGACGGGGUCCACUUGUUGGGAAAGACUGGAAGCAUAAUGUACAACCUGUGAUGACGUGCUACAAGCUAGUCACUUGUGAAUUUAAAUGGUUUGGUCUGCAGACCCGCGUCGAAAGUUUUAUUCAAAAGGCGGAGCGACGCCUGUUCACCAAUUUCCAUAGGCAAGUGUUCUGCUGGAUAGAUCGCUGGUACGGCUUAACCAUGGAAGAUAUUAGAGCAAUCGAAGACAAUACGAAAGAAGAAUUAGACAGGCAAAGACAUCAAGGUGAAGUACGGGGUAUGCGAGCUGACGAUUGAGGCUUCGAUAGCUUCUAUUAUGAAUGGUUAAAUCAAUUUCCUUAUACGUGUCAACACAAAUACAGGCGCAUACCUACAGAUGUACACCCUGUUACGCUCUGUCAUAGACGAUUCCACAGGAUUCGGACGAUUUCUGGAAUUUACGUGUCUAGAUUCAGUGUCUAUUACAAAUUACUUACUAUUUUAAUUUAUUUUACAUUUACAAGCGUUUUAGAUAAAUGUAUCUACAGUCAAAGAUUAUAUUAUAAUAUAGUUAUUAUAAAAGAGAAAAAGAGACAAAUGGAAAGAAUCAGGCUCAUCUGGUUCUCUUGUUUAAUGCAUAAUUACGGAAAGAAUUUGGUUUUUUUGUGAAAACCAUCAUAGAUAAAGAGUUAUGAUUACUUAACAGCAGUUCGUAGUUCGAUAAUAAUAGAUAUUGGAGUUCAAUUAACGAAGGAAAUGCUUGCAAAGUAAAGAAGAAAAAAACGAAAGAAAAAUGUGAUUUAACACCGUGAGUUUGAUCGUAGUUAAAUAGUUAAAAAUUCCACAGUUUCAUAUAUUAAUGUACAAUUGAAAAAUCUAAAUGUUGCAUAUUAAUGAUCUGUAUUUCGAAUCAUUAUUUCAAUCACAAAAGUGUGAUGUAUUAGAUCGUGUAUUUUUCAGAAGGAAAGUAGUCGAGAAUAUUUUCUCAAUUCUAUGAAAGUGUAUAUGUGGUCAGAAAGCUCGAUUCGAGAAAAGUUCUAAGGAUCUUAAAUGUAUAUCGAUAGUUGUUUUACGAGAUUUUUUAUGAUCUCAAGAGGCAAAGGUACUACGAUAGAUUUCGACCUAUAACGUUCUUCUAUUCUUACCGUUCCGUUCGUUCGUUACCGACGAGCGCGAGACGCGUGUACAUGUACCGAUCCCCUAAAGAGUUAGGACCAAACUGAUGGAUUUUUUAAUUAUACUGCGAUGUUAACGAACAGUUACGUAUUAACAGAUAGCACUCUAAAUUGUUUACUGAGGACGGGAGAGAUGGUAUAACCUAUGUAAAGUGCUCACACACACAAACACACCAAUAUACAUAAACACACAUAUGUAGAGAAGCAGAGUUUAGGCUAUUUCAAUAUGAUGACAGCGGGUGAACGGCGAAAGGAUGCGUUAUUGUAUAUAUAUAUAAAAAGAAAGAGGUAUACACAAUGAAAUUCAAUUUAUAUAUAUGUUUCUUUGCAUUCCAAUGGAUCUCUGAGUACAACCGACAAAGUAUUUUGAGACGCUGCUCGUAACCCAUUACAGGCUAUUACGAUUUAACUUUUAAUUCCUUUUUCGAUAUAUUAUAUUCUAUGAAAAAAAAUCGUGACAAAGAAUAAUUAUGUAAUUUUGUCAUAACAAGAAUAAAGAUCGUUAUACGAAAACUAUCUUAAUCUGAAAAUAAUAUAUUUCAAUUUUCUCAAAAAAUUGAAUCCUAAAACGAAAUGAGAGUAAGGAGUCUUAGUGGGUUGAACACCAAAAUGUGAAAUCGCAGCAGCGUUCUCACUUAGCGAUAGGAUCUCUAAUUAAAUAUACGAUUAAAGAUUGAGAAAGCAAAUAACAAAGUAUAAUUUACUGUCAUUUGCACAAAGUAAAUGUAUUUUCUCGUUGGCGAGGCAUGUAGUUUAAGAUAGCUUUUAUCUUCGUAUUUACGUACGAGCAGUAGUAGCCGCGAUGGUGUACACGUAGUAUUUGUACUCAAUGCACCAGACACAUGUGAGAAACAGAGAAAACUGAACACGUAUUUAUUCGCUAUUUUAUCGACGAGGGAAAACCGAUCGAAAGGCACACAUCAGUGUCGUUCAAACAAGCUUGUAAUGGAAUCCGUCUUUGUUCCACGACUGCGUUGUUCGUUUUGUUAGACAUGAAAGUUUCACACAUGUACGCGAGAUUCGCACAUUAUACCUGUUAUCCUAACAAUAGUUACUUAAAUAAAUAGGCUCUAGCUGUUCCUAGACAUACGA